This is a messenger RNA of Oppiella nova, 333 nucleotides long. The record is from the annotation of a GenBank genome assembly. NCBI's taxonomy places the organism in Eukaryota, Metazoa, Arthropoda, Arachnida, Sarcoptiformes, Oppiidae.
CCUGUGAACGAGGAGUCACUCCAGGCUGUCAUCCCUUACAUCACCAAUCAAUGGAUCAAUGAAAUCAAAUGGUGUGAUUGGGAACCGUCUCUGUUUGCCGUCAACUCUUUUGAUGGCAACACAACAGUCUAUAACAUAACGCAAACAAAUUCACUCAAUCAGACCAACACUAAGAUUUUAGAGUCAUUUGAUUUAAGUCUGCAAAAUAUAAGGCCUCAACAAAUGCAGGCAUCAGUUCAACGACAACCCAUUCUCACGAGAGCUCCCAAAUGGCUUCGCAUCCCAUGCCGGCCUUCAUUUGGAGUCAGUUAUCACUUGUCACUCAUCUAUUGA